AUGGAGCACACAUUUACCGUUAUCCACGGAAAUCACCCGAAAUCCAUAAGAAGACGGCAGCUGCCUCUCACACCAGCAUACUCAUUCAUGGACUAUUGGUCACAAGGUCAGACCAUCAAUAACACCAUUAUAGACAUUGCGACACCACCUACUGCAGGGCUUACUCCAUUCAAUGUCUAUAACUUGCUGAUGACGCAUCCGUCAGAACAUUUGAGAAUUGAAGAUGAAAGGUUGGCAAUGAUGGAUCGGGAGACGGAGCAAUGGUGGAAAGAAAAGACGACGUGUGAAGUAGUGUUAGAAGACAUUGAGAUGUUGUAG
Suillus bovinus is the source of this 318-nucleotide messenger RNA. RefSeq lists its product as uncharacterized. The record is from RefSeq and is a predicted model, not a curated record. NCBI's taxonomy places the organism in Eukaryota, Fungi, Basidiomycota, Agaricomycetes, Boletales, Suillaceae. The coding region runs from base 1 to 318 and encodes 105 amino acids. The transcript is spliced from 2 exons.